AUGGCGAUGAUGAUGGCUGGCCGUGUGCUGCUGGUGUGUGCCCUCUGCGUGCUGUGGUGCGGUGCCGGCGGUGGUGGAUGUUCUGAACCAACUCCAGAUCUUCCGGGUACUCAGUCCGAAGACCGCAAUACCCCUAAAAAUGAAAAAGAGACCAUUGGUGGCGCUGGAGGAGGUGGCCAAAGCGGUAAACCGGCAGCGUCACAAGAAACAUCAUCACCGGUGCAAAUCGAGAUGGGAACGGGAGCGGGAGCGGCAACGAACUCCUCACCGGCACCAAAACCGGGAAAACAACAAGCAUCAGCAAUUUUAACACCAAAGACGGAAAACAACAAUGAGAAAACAAAAGAAGAAGGAACGAGGUCGGAAGAGGAGGAAAAUGAAGAUGAAAAUGAAGAUGAAAAUGAAGAAGAUGAAGAGAAAGAAGAUGGGGGUGAAGAUCACAAAGAUGAGAAAGAUAAAGAGAAGGAGGAAGAUUAUACCGGCACCACAGUGGGGACGUCAGCAGAAGGUCAAGAGCAGCCAAGUUUAUCUUCUGGUGCGGAGGGAGCAUCGAAUAAAACAAAUCCCAACAGCACACCAACAACUGGAGACGGUGAUCCAGUAGCUGAUGUUUCAGGGGCAGCAGAGGGAAAACCGGAUGAAAAUAAAGAAGCCAAUCCGAAAGAAACACCAGUCGAAGCCACAGCCAUGAAAAAUACAACAGUGAAUACUGGCGACAGUGACGGCAGCACCGCGGUCUCCCACACCACCUCCCCUCUUUUGCUUCUCUUUGUUGUUGUUGCGUGUGCGGCUGCUGCUGCGGUGGUGGCCGCGUGA
This is a messenger RNA of Trypanosoma cruzi, 816 nucleotides long. RefSeq names its product mucin-associated surface protein (MASP), putative. The record is from RefSeq and is a predicted model, not a curated record. Bases 1 to 816 code for a protein of 271 amino acids. Lineage: Eukaryota; Euglenozoa; Kinetoplastea; Trypanosomatida; Trypanosomatidae. The transcript has a single exon.